AUGGAGAAAGCAUUAUUGGGAUUAGAACGUGAGGGAAACCUCAUAUCUAACCCAUCCAAAGUAUACAUUGCUAAAGCAUACAUUGGUAUGAAAAUACCAUUCGAAGUAAACAAUGAUAAAGUACUCAAGAGGCAUAAACAUUCAGACAUCAGACAUAUCGGUAUGGAAGCAAUCAUGAAGCAAAUACAACAACAACUCAAACAAAAGCAGGAGCAAAAAGCAUCAUUAAUGAAACAACUUGAAGUAGUCAAUCGAGAACUCGAAGUAGUCAAUCGUGAAGAAGAACAACUAAAACAUACAUUACAAAUUUUAUCAGCCUAUUCAGCACCCAAAGAAGAAGCAGCUAGCAACUCAACAACAAAGCAACCAAAUGAAGAAAUUCGAGAAAUAUCAUCCGACGAUAGUCCACCACAUACAAUACCUAAAAUAGAAAACAACCUCUCACAUCCAAUCCAGAGGAAAGCUGCAUACAACGAAGCAUACAAAGCAGCAAUAAGAGAUAAUGUCGAAUGUUCAAAAACAGUCCUUCUUGCACCUCAAAAACCCAUAUCUAUUUCCACCACACAAAAACCUGUAUCCAUCCCAAAAUAUCUUAAUCAACUACAUGCCAGAAGUGCCCUUGAAGCCAUUCCAUCAACCAAAGAAAAAGAAGCCAUGAAAAAACCAACUACCCAAAAAUUUGCUAAACUAUGGGAUAGUCUUGUCUCAUACACAGAAGUUCAUUAUUUAAUGGGUUUCUACCCAGUAGCCAGGCGCCCAGGCCCCAAAGCAGUCUUCCUAGCCGAUUUAUUCGAUCCUAUGACUUUAUGGGAUUAUUUUAUUUAA
Molecule: messenger RNA, 825 nt
Organism: Lactuca saligna
Lineage: Eukaryota; Viridiplantae; Streptophyta; Magnoliopsida; Asterales; Asteraceae
Source: the annotation of a GenBank genome assembly